Messenger RNA from Aethalodelphis obliquidens (Pacific white-sided dolphin), 8974 nucleotides. RefSeq names its product epithelial cell transforming 2 like (gene ECT2L). Gene Ontology annotation, molecular function: guanyl-nucleotide exchange factor activity; protein binding. NCBI's taxonomy places the organism in Eukaryota, Metazoa, Chordata, Mammalia, Artiodactyla, Delphinidae. The record is from RefSeq and is a predicted model, not a curated record.
CAACAGGAGAGGCCACAACAGUGAGAGGCCCGCUUACUGCAAAAAAGGAAAAACCAUGCAAAAUGUUUUACUUUGUUUCCAGCUUCCUUUGUUUAAUGUCUUAGGUGUGUGAUUCAUGCAUACUGUGUGUAGCAGCAGCCUGUUCACUGACCUGUAGCAUUCUAUUGCAUGAAUAUAUGACAAUAUAUUUAUCUAUUCAACCGUUGAUGGAUGCUUGGGUUGUACCCAGUUUGGAGCUAUCCAAAGCAGCUAUGAACAUCCUUGUGGAUAUAUUUGGUCCACAUGUGCAUGUUUUUCUGUUGGGUCAAGUGUAUGCAUAUGUUCAACUUUAGGAAAUAAUGCCCGUUUUUCAAGCACUUAUACUAAUUUACACUUUGACCAGCUAUAUAUGAGUUCUGGAUGCUCACCAACACACAACUUUGUCAGUCUGUGCUGGAUAACAAACCAUCCCCAAAUCUGAAACAGGAAUCAUUGUUUGUCACAAUUCUGUGGGUUCACAAUUCAUCUGGGCAGUUCCACUUGCUGUUGUAGGCUGGGGUCAUUCGUUUGGUUGCAUUUACCUGAGAGCUCAGCUGGAACUGGAAUAGCCGAGAUGGCUUCAUUCACACAUCUGGUGCUCUGACUGGGGUGGCUGAAAUAGUUGGGGGCUGGUUCAACCUCUGUCUUUCCAUGCGGUCUCACCUCACUCAGUAAUCUAGCCCGAGCUUAUUUACCCGGCAGCUAGAUCUCAAGAGUGCAGAAAGAGAAACUGCAAGUCUCAAAGCCCAGGACCAGAAGUCAUAUAUCAUCACUUCCAUAACAUCCUAUUGGUUAUAACAAGGCAGUGCUAGUGCAGAUUUGUGGGGAGGAAGGGCAAUAAGACUCCACUUCUUGAUGGGAGAACUGGAUGGGAGCAAUCAUUCCUGGCCAUAUGUACAGGCAGUAUACCACGUUGCUUCCUCUGGUCACAACAAUUCACAUGCUUUUCACAAGUAGAAUACAUUUACCCCAUCCCAAGACACCCAAAGUCUCAUCCAAUUAUGGUAUCAGUCUAGAAGUCCAGUCUCUCGUGAUCUGCAUCAGGCCCAAUUGCAAGUGAGGCUCCUUGUCUGUCGCUGCUCUUGAACUGGAGACCUGUGAGUUUAGCUGUCUCCCAGACACCUAGAUUACACUAGUGAAACACAAAAAGGGUAACCACAGCAGUCUUUCCUAUUCACAAAGGCAGGAAACAAGUCACAUGGCAGUUUCUGGUCCACAGCAAUUCUGAAAUUCAGCCAGACCAGUUGUCCUGAUGAUUCCUUGAUUAUGGUCCAGGUCUACUCCCUGGGAGUAAUCUCCUGAUCCAUUGAUCUCAGCUUCUCUUGGCUCUGCACUACUGACUCUUCGCUCUGUCCUCUGCGUCACCCAUCUUUCUCAAUAAGAAAUUAUCUGUGGUUGCAGUUGCAAAGCUUUCUCAGCCUGCUUCUUACCUGUAGAAAGUUGGAGGCUCAGAGACUAUUUCAGGCCUUCUCAGUCCCUUUUAUUUCAAGCUGGUCAUGCUUUCACCAGAACAAUCUUCUUGACAAUUUUGUGGGUUUUCUGUGUAUCUUAUUAUAAUCCAUUCUCUUCAACAAAGGCUGCAUCCACAAAUCCCUUUGAGAUAGGCCCCUGGCUGCCUUGGGAUAUGAAUCAGGGUGCUGUGGGACAAAGUCUCUAAGACUCUUAGAACUCUUUUAUUUUCUAAAUGAGAGGGUCUAUGAGACACACCACCUUAAACCUUUCAAAGACCUUAUCAAGGAGGUCUUUGAAAUGAAGCCAUUUAUUACUUUGAGACUUUUUGCUGGCUGGAGAUACUGUACUAGAUGUUCUUUAUUUCUGCUAGAUUCUGCUAAAAAACUAGAUUUUCAGGUCAGUUCAUGUCUCUCUUAUUGUAUCAUAUUCAGCUAAGAAGCCAGUCAGAACUUUCUAUAUCCUGCUUGGAAUCUCUUUAGCCGGGUCUGCACAUUCCUUGGUAGAUUUCCUAUUGUCCACAUUAAUGCAGGCAACAGUGUUACUAAACAUUCCACUGCUACAUAACACAGGUGAUCCUUUUUCUAGCCUUUCUUAGCAACUUCACUGUUCUUCUAGGCUCCACUGACAGUCUCCUCACCACCCUUCCAAUUUCCACUUGCUGCUCUUUUUCGACAUCAUUGCCAUAUGCUUUAAGUUAUGUUAUGGCAAUACUCUACUUCCAGGUAUGAAUUUUUUCUAUCAGUUUUUAUUGCUGAAUGACAAAAUGCUCCAAACUCUAGUGGCUUAAAACAAUCUUUUACUGUUAUGAUUCUGAGGAUCAGCUGGGCCCAACGGAAUGCAGUGGUUCUAUUCCAUGUGUUGCUGACUAGAAUCUUCCUUUCCUACUAUUCUGCAGUGCCACUAGUGUCAUAAAUCUAGUGAGAUAUAUUUGCGAGUCUGUUUCUGGACUCAACUGGUUUAUUUGUCUAUUCUUAUGCCAAUAUCUCAUGCUCUAUUUACACUAACUUUAUAGUAAAUAAGUCCUGAUACCAUGUAGAGUAAGUCUUAUUACUUUAUUCUUUUUAAAGUUGUCUUUGCUGUUCUUGACCCUUUGCAUUUUCAUACACAUUUCAUAAUUAGUUUGUCAAACACACACACACACACACACACACACACACACACACACGUGCACACAAACACCCCACCCCACUGCUGGGUUUUGAUUAAUAGAUUAAUUUGGUACAACUAAACAUCUAUAUAGACAUUACUGUUACUUAGAUCUUUAAAAAUUUCUCUUGAUAAAAUUUUUAGUAUUCUAUGUGGAACAUUUGUACCUCUGAUUUAAAUUGGAUUUUUAAAAGUUAUUAUAAAUGACAUACUGUUUUUUAAUAAAAAUUUGUUGUUAGUAUACAGAAAUACAGAUUUUUUUAUGUUGACCUUGUGUAUAGCAACCUUCCUAAACAUGCGUUAAAUCUGACAAUUUACCUGUAAAUUCUUCAGUAUUUUCUACAUAUAAUUAUGCCACUAAUAAAUAAUGACAGUUUUUUCCUUUUCAAUGAUUAUAAUUUAAUUUUCUUGCUUUAUUACAUUGGACAGAAUUCCAGAACAAUAUUGAAUAAAGAUGGUAGUGGCAAUUAUAAGGAAAGUUUCAACAUUUUACUAUUAAGUUUAAUGUUUGCUAGUUUCUUAUAAUAUGUCCUAAUUUGGAUUAGGAAGUUUCUUCUAGUUCUAGGUUGGUAAGUUUUUUUUGUUAUGAAUGGGAGUUGAAUCUUAUCAAAUGCACUUUUUGUAUCUACUGAGAUUUUCAUGAUUUUCUCCUUUGUUUUAUUAAUGAUGAGAAGUGCAUUGAUUUUGUAAUAUCAAAUCAAAUUUACAUUCCAACUUGCUGGUGAUAUAUUAACAUUUUUAAUACAUUGCUGGGUUUGGUGUUCUAAUAUUUUGACUAGGAUUUUUGGACCUAUGUUUAUGGUAAUAAACCUAUAAUAUUCCUCUCUUAUAAGGUUCUUGUUGGGUUUUGGUGUUAAGGUUAUGCUGACUUCAUAGAAGGACCUGGAAAUAAUUACCACUUUUUCUAUUCUCUGGAAUAAGUUUGUUAUUUCUUCCUUAAAUGUUUGGUAGAUACAAAUAUUGGUUCCAGGAGUAAGGUGCUGCCAUACCAACAUCAAUACAUUCCAAAUUAUGUGACAUUAACAUCCAGUCUGGCAGCAUGAAAUUGUUAUUGGAGACUUGGACAGUCAGCAAUCCAUGUUACCAAAAAAAUGUAUAAAAGUAUAGUCUAGAAUAGCUAAAAGGCAUAUUACAUACCUAAUGAGCUUGUACUUUAUACAAAGAGGUGGAAAAUGACUGUUAUUAGAAUGUGUUCAUUUCUACUGGCUGCAUUUGCCAAGGUACUACAAGAAUUAAAGGAGCUCAGAAAAUAUUUGGCUGGUUUGCAAGCAGGAAUGAAAAGGAAAUCAGAGACAACCAAAAAACUCAGGGUUUUGCAAGCUUGGAAGGUGCAGCUGAUUCACAUGUUCAACUAGUUAAGAAGCAACAGAGAAGUCCUUUGAGCAAAAAAGUCUGCUUAAAACUCUGCCUAGCGGCAAAGACCAAGUCAGGAAGAGUAUGGUUGUCACACCAUUGUUAGGAUCUCUGAAUGGAAUAAGGUGGUACCCAGCAAAUACCUUCACGCUGGGAAAAUAUCUCAAAGAGGGGAGACUUAGGGUUUGGCUCUUCCUAAGGAAAGUCUGAUAGGCUCAAACUACUUGCAAUUAAAUUGAGAGAGAGAGAGAGAGACAAGUCUCUAAACAAUUGUGGCACAUAGCACUGCCUGGAAUCAAAUAACUUGAGAUAGAUAUUGAGAAAGCCAUUUUGUCAAAGGAGUUACCUACACGGUAUAAAAGAGAAUGUGAUUGUUUGAGACUAAAAAUGAUAACUGGGUUCCAGCCUUCUACAGCAGGAUCUCAGAACUGCUACGGAUUAACUCUUUUAUAUAUCGUUCUUCUCCUUUACAAAUGGGAAUAUUUAUUGUAGUUAACCUUUUCCUGUUCUACCAUUAUAUAUAUUGUGUGUAGGAGCUGGUACCAGAUAGCUUCUCUUUUUAGUUCAGAGUUCUCUAGAUCAAGAGUAGGUAUAUCUGGGUCUGUAGAGGCUGUUAUGAAUCAUUUCUAUCUCCUGGGAUCUAAGCUCAAAAUACUGAUGAGAUCGAACUUUGGGGCUGUCUGCUUUAAGGCGUGGAUGAGUGUGUUCUGCAUGUAGGAAAGGAAGGGAACUGAUCCAAAGAGUGAACUGUGGUAGAUUGUAUUACUAUCUGUGCUCUUGUGUAAUCCUCUCCCCUGGAGUAUGGGCCAGACGUAGUGACUUGCUUUUACCUAAUAGAACAGAGCAAAAGUGAUGGGAUACCAAUUCUGAGGUUAGGUUACAAAGAGACUGUGGCUUCCCUCUUGUGUGCCCUCUCUUGCUUUUUCAUUUGCUUCCUCUGAUGGAAGCCAGCUGCCAUGUGAACUGCCCUAUGGAGAGGCCCAUCUGGCAAGGAAAGCAAAGGAUUCCUCCACCCAACAGUCCACGAGCAACUGAAUCCUGGUCACAGCCACAUGAAUGAGCUUCAGAUCCUUCAGAUGGGGCUGGAGUCCUGGCCAACACAAUGAUAGCAGCCUAUGGGAGAUUUUGAAGGAGAGGUACCUGGUAUGUACUGAAUUGUGUCCCCCCACCCCUAGAUCCGUAUGUUGAAGCCCCCACCCCCGAUGUGACUACAUUUGGAAGUGGAGCCUAUAAAGAAGUAAUAAAAGUUAAAUGAGGUUAUAGGGUUGGGGGCCUUAAUCCAAUAGGACUGGUAUCCUUAUAAGAAGAAGAAGAAGAGAUACCAGAGCACCUCCUGCACCCCACCCCGUGUGUGCUCAGAAUGAAGGCCUUGUGAGAACACAGCAGGAAGACUGCUGCCUGCACGAUAGGAAGUGAGGCCUCACCAGAAACAACAAUGCUGAUCUUGGACUUUCGGCCUCCAGAACUGUGAGAAAACAAAUUUCUGUUGUUCAGGCCGCCCAGUCUGUGGUGUUUUGUAAUGGCAGCCCUAGUAGACUAACAAUACUGUACCCUACUAGAUUGUGCCUGGAUUCCCGACCCUCAGGAACUUUGAGAUAAUAAGAAGAGUUUGUUGUUUUGAGCUGUUAAGUUUUAGGGUAAUUUGCUAUGCAGCAAUAAAUCAUUAAUAUAUUAGCCUAACUUUUUCUUCUAUAUCCUCUUUGACUUAUGUCCUCAAAAGCUAGGCACUGGGAUGGGGGUGGGGGCGCCCUCUUUGAGCCCUUCAGAUUCUUGCUUGCCAGAGAAAGAAAAAUUCAGUAUUCAUGGCUGAUAAAGAAUCAUUCCAAUUUCUGAGUCAUUUUGCCAGCAAAGUAAAAAACAGCUCUGGUUUGGAUUCACAUUUGGGUCCAGGUAGUUGAGGAGAGAAUAAUCGCAAUGAUUUAGAGUUCAUGAACUCUCUGUGUAUAUUUGUAUGGAUAUAUAUAUAUGAAUUGCUCUAAUUGUAUCUAUAUAAACAAAUAUAUGUAAAUGAAUUGCUGUAAUUCUAUUAUUCCUAUAUGGACAACAUUAAUAUACUGGAUGUUCUAGGUGUGGACGAAAAUAAUUUGCUGAGAUGUCAGCUGGGAAUUCUCCCAGGGAAAGCUUGGAAAUGGAGAGCUUCCACACAAGAUUCAGUGCCUGGACACCUUUUAGCAACAAGUCAUUAAAUUGACAGGAAAAUGUCAUUUUCUCUCCCUUAUCGCUCUUUCAGGAAAGAGUUGCUCUUAUAAGUCAUUGAUUUGACCUCUGGACUAACAAGCAACAUCAAGAAUUCUUAUUCACGAUUUUUUUAUGAUGCACUAAAUUACAAUUAAGGGUUGUCCAAGACUGGUUUUCAGAAAGGAUGCAAGUGGCCAAAGUGGAUUUUCUACCACGCUUCAUUUCUCUAUGUAUCUUCUCCUUUCCAAAAGAUUUGUGUGCAGCUGCACAAGUCAGCUGGCCCUGGAAAUUUUUAACUGAACAGGAUUGCUUAUGGAUGCCCAAAUGCAUGAAGUUUGGAUGGUUUCUGCCCUAUACACCAACAGAUAAUGAGUAUGGUGCUUGGAAACACCAUUACAGCUGUGUGUCCAACCUAGAUUGGCUAACCCCUAGGGAAGCCGCAGCUCUUUAUGGGACCCUGAAUGAACCCAAAACAGAAGAUGAGCAACUACAGGAGAGGCAAAGAGAAAAGUGCCUAAGGAAAAUAAUUUGGGAGAAAAUUGCACUACGUAAGAAGGAUUUGUUCAAAGUUCGACCCCCUUGGGUGAAUGGAACAUGCUGCUCUAGAUUGUUCGAAUCCAAAUGCCAACCACGUCUCUCCCAAACUGUGAGGGAUCGAGUGGGAUUACAGGACACUUUGGAGAAACAGCUUGUGUUUGCAUCUUUAGAAGCUUUGCCCAAGCGAAGCAAUGUUUUUGGAUGCCAUUCCUACCCUUUAUUAUCAAAGAAAAAUUGGCAUGGAGUUUAUAAAAAUGACAGCAGCUCUUCACAUGCUCUCCAGCCACACUUCAUGUUAAUAUCAUCUCGGAUUCCUGCAUAUGAGGUACAGCGUGUGUUAGGAGGCCAGUCCUUUUUUGAAUCGGGUCUUUUUUCAUCUCCCCUAGAGGACGUAUGGCAAUCUUUUGGUCACCAUGUGUACGAAAAUGAUUCAUCUUCUAAAAGAAAAGCAAGCAGAUAUGACAUUUUUAUCUUUCCCCCCUCAGGCUAUAAAAUUGGUAUUAAAAGUUUACUGAGGCCUGAAGUGAGAGACUUCUGGGAGAAAUUAGGAAGCUAUGUGGCCCCUGGAGAAGAAGGGGGCCACGUGGACCUCUUUGUACGACACGGAGCAUCAGAGGCAGGAACAGAAGUUCUUUCUCAGCUGUCUCAACUGACUGGCACGUUACUGACCGCCCCCACUGGGAUUGCCACCGUCUUGUACCAACACAUUCUUAGUGACUGGCUGGGACGGCAGUGGGAAAAGGUGCCCCCUUCCACCUACUUCAGCGAAUCAAAGCUGCAGACAUGGUCCAGCCUCACUGACUUCCUGGAAGACACCUUGAAAUCAGUAAGGCAACAGCUAAGUCCUCUCUUCAAGGAGUUGCAGAAGAACGUAAGUGGCAGGAUGACAGGGCAAUUUGUAUCUGACACCAUGAGUAUGGCUAACAUUCUGAAUAACCGAGAAAUUAUACAAGCUCUGGCAGAGGGACUGAUUGAACUUUCAAAAGAAAAUUCUGAAAGAAAUGUUAUAGAAGAUAAUCCUCAGGACACAAAAUCAAGUCUCGGCAAAAACGGUCCAAAUUUUGAGUUGCUGCUUGAGUUGGUAAGCCAAUUAUCACAUAAUAAGAAUUUUCUAUUUGUUUUGCUCCUGACCAAAAAAAAAAAAAAAGUUGUCACUAGCCAAUAUUUCAUGGCCACGCUUUCCUCAUAUUGCAGGUGGUUUCUAGAUGACUUGAGAGACAGACUACAGGAAUGGGGCCCAGCUCACUGCGUGGGAGAAAUAUUCAUAAAGUUUGGAAGCCAGUUGAACAUAUACACCAAUUUCUUCAACAAUUACCCUGUUAUUCUGAAAACUAUGGAGAAGAUUUGACAAUAUCAUGCUCACCUUUACUGCAGAGAAAUGAUACCAGCACUCCGAGCUUUCCUGAAGAGGCAUGAUAAGACCAUAGUUACAAAGAUGCUGAGCCUUCCAGAGCUGCUUUUGCACCCAUCCCGAAGGUCUGAAGAAUAUAUUCAUCUUCUCUACGCUCUGAGGCUUCACACUUCUGCAGAACAUGUUGACCACGGACGGGACUCGACCACUGCAAUUGAAGUAAUCAAGAAAUACAAAGGUUACAUAGAUCAGAUGAAGCAGAACAUCAAUAUGAAAGAUCAGCUGUCAGAUAGAAUCAUCUGUGGGUGCCCGACUCUAUCAGAAGUAAACAGAUAUCUGAUUAGGGUCCAAGAUGUAGCCCAACUUCACUGCUGUGAUGAGGAACUAAGUUUCUCUUUAAGGCUCUAUGAACAUACCUGUGAUCUCAGUCUUUUCCUCUUCAACGAUGCACUGCUUGUUUCUAGUGGGGGCACGUCUCAUACUCCGUUUGAAAGGACUUCAAAAUCAACCUACCAGUUCAUUGCAUCAGUGGCCCUUCACAGACUACUCAUAGAAGAUAUUCCAGAUUCCAAAUAUAUCAAGUAUGCAUUUAUUCUUCAAGGUCCAAAACAUGAAUGGAUUUGUGCUACAAAAGUUGAGGAUGAUAAAUUCCUGUGGUUGUCAGUACUCCAAAAUGCCAUCGAAAGUAGUAUGGAAAAGUGACACUGGACUUAAAACACUGGGAGUUCCAACCUGCCCUGGCAAAGACAGACAGCAUGUUAUUUUCUGUUCCAGAAGAUCCAGUAAGGAGUAGAAUGAUUAUUUGUCAUGGAUGAUGGGAGGAUGAAUUAGGAUGACCCAUAAAGCUCUUCCUGACUUUUAAACUUCAUCAUCUAUGCUCAAUUAUGUGAAAUGCACAGUAAGAAAAAUUUGAGUACGAUAUUUUGAACCACUUCUUUU